This is a messenger RNA of Pseudocercospora fijiensis CIRAD86, 2055 nucleotides long. RefSeq lists its product as uncharacterized. The transcript is spliced from 4 exons. NCBI's taxonomy places the organism in Eukaryota, Fungi, Ascomycota, Dothideomycetes, Mycosphaerellales, Mycosphaerellaceae. The record is from RefSeq and is a predicted model, not a curated record. The annotation marks the transcript as partial.
UCUGUGCGGUCUCGAUACGACGACUUUGCGCCUCACCACAACUGUCCAAGCACUCGCAACGUCAAGCACGGUCGCUUUGCCACUUGGCUCUCCAUCGGCAUACUUUUCUUGGCCGUUUUUGCGACAGUCUUCUCCGCCGCAUUCUUGAUCGUCGCCAUCAAAGGUCCAAAGUAUGGGCGUGCGAUCCGGAAUGGAGGAGCAAUUUCUCCAUCAUCGGCCGCAUUUCUCACUUCACUAUUCGCGAAGAUGAUCGAACUUGCCUACGUCACGGUGGUGGUCGCCUUCGUUGGCCAGGCACUUGCCCGUAGGGCCUUCAAGUUGGAGCGCGCCAGAGGCGUAACGUUGGCUGAGCUUAGUAUGCGAUCGUGGAUCAUGCAGCCUGGCGUAAUGCUCACACAGUGGGAAACCGUACGUUACGCAGGUAUCUCCAUCCUAGGAUUGAUCUCCUUUCUCGCGGCUCUUAUGGCAAUCCUGUACACCUCUGCUGCCACCGCACUGGUGCAGCCGCAGCUCGUGGUCCCCAACUUCGAGCAUAAAGUCAUGAGCGGUCUGGUCAAGUCACAAUUUGCGAACCCGCAAUACAUUGGCAAGAACUGUCAAACUCCAGUCACGGAUGCAAUGGAUCCGGUCUACGUUGAUACAACAUGUUUGCAGAUCGAGCACUCUGCAAUGGCAUUUGUCAACUAUCGCACUUUCCUGGCGAAUUGGGACGAUGCCGCGCAGGUGUAUGGCAACAGUACUAAUGACCUUGCAAAAAGACCCAAAGGCUAUGCGUUAUUCAACGACAAUACAACGAUCAUCGCUCCGUGGGUCGAGCGAAGGUCACAAUCAAAUCCGCAGCCGAACCCGGGCUAUCUUGUGAACAAUAUCACUAUGGCUAUGCCUCACGUAGGAGUCGUCCAAGCAGCGAUGGAUCCGAUCAAUAAUCUGGUACAACCCUGGGAAGUGGAAGGUGCUUCAUACAGCAUCCGAGCUUCAGUGCCCUCGCCAGUAGUGAAUGUGCUCUGUGCCACACUGACCGAAACUCAACUCGAGCCUUUCAUAUAUCAAAAGUGGAAUCAUACGGGAUGCGACACCAGCACAUGGAUCGAUUGGCCGACAUGUCUGACUUAUCCGAACGGGACAUAUCCAUACUUGAACGGCACGGAUCAGGGCCUGUAUAAGGUCUUCAAGUGGGGUGAGAAGUACGGCAGCGCGAGGUACCCACCAGUCUUUGCAAGACUUCCCAAGGAUUUCAACACUAUCGUGAAUGACACAAAAGGCAUGGCAUGGGGCUCCACAUCCAUAUAUCUCCUCGGCAAGAGCGAUUCGGCAGGCCCAGUAGCAGGUAAUUACGCACUCUGUGAGAUUCAGGCUGGCCAAACACCCAAUUGCUACACGACCUACAAUGCCACCAGUAGUGGUGGAGAGAUGGAGGCAGUGUGCGAGUCUAAUCACAUACUGCAGUAUAACAACAGUGAGCCACUUGCACUUAGUGGUAACGCUACGUUGAGUAAAGAUUGGGUGAACAUUGGCAGCGAAUGGUCAAGGGCUCUUUCCCUUAAUGCCGGCCAAUUCGACGGCAACGCCUCGAAUGCCCGACUACUGACACAGUUCAUCCUCUCUGAUGUAAAUACCGGAAACCUCAGCUCCGGAUUUCCUUCGACAGCAGAGGCUCUCGCGGUGCUCGCAGGCAAUACUUUGAUGCAAGCCUCUCAAGACUCUCCCUUUGUAAUGUUCUGGAAUUACACCAACCCCACAAUCGAUGGCUCGUACCAGCAAUUCAACGCGUCGGUCAGAGUACAGCAAUACGCCAGCGGCGGUAAUCAGGACUACCAGAAACCCUUCUACGUGGUCCUGACCAUUGUCUUCCUCAUGAACUUCUUCAUCCUCGGAUACUUCGCUUUACAUCGCGAUUGGUACACAGAUUUCAGCGAUCCGAUCCAUCUCUUCUCUUUAGCAGUCAAUUCCCCUCCGUCAGAAGCUCUUGCUGGAUCUUGUGGUUGUGGUCCUAGCGGCGAGCAAUACAAAGUCAGCUGGAAACUUCACAAGGACGGCGAACAUUUUUACAUGGAG